Lotus japonicus is the source of this 1081-nucleotide messenger RNA. Its product is annotated as transmembrane emp24 domain-containing protein p24delta9-like. Bases 99 to 743 code for a protein of 214 amino acids. Lineage: Eukaryota; Viridiplantae; Streptophyta; Magnoliopsida; Fabales; Fabaceae. Gene Ontology annotation, biological process: intracellular protein transport; endoplasmic reticulum to Golgi vesicle-mediated transport; Golgi organization. The transcript is spliced from 4 exons. The record is from RefSeq and is a predicted model, not a curated record. Gene Ontology annotation, cellular component: COPII-coated ER to Golgi transport vesicle; Golgi apparatus; endoplasmic reticulum-Golgi intermediate compartment.
ACUGCUUCUCCAUUGCCGUUUUGUAUUUCCCCCUUGUUUGUGAAUUCGAACCCUAAUCCGAUCCCAAAUUGGAAGCCUCGCGAAUUCCCAUCGUCGCAAUGCUCAAUUCAAUUCUUCUUCUUGCUGCAUUUCUUACCCUCGCAUUGACUUGUAGCCUCGCGAAUUCACUGAGAUUCGAGCUGAAAUCGGGUCACAGCAAGUGCAUAACAGAGGACAUUAAGAGCAAUGCCAUGAGCGUGGGGAAGUACAGUAUCGUUAAUCCCAAUGAAGGGUACCCAAUUCCUGAUACUCACAAGAUCACGGUCAAGGUGAGUUCUCCUUAUGGAAACAGUUACCACAAUGGGGAUCAGGUGGAUUCUGGUGAUUUUGCAUUUACUGCAGCUGAGGACGGCGACUACACAGCUUGCUUUUGGAUACCGGAUAGUAGGGCCGGUGUCUCAAUUGUGACCAUUGAAUUCGAUUGGAGAACUGGGGUUGCUGCCAAAGACUGGUCCAAGGUUGCCAAGAAAGGGCAGGUUGAAGUAAUGGAAUUUGAGUUGAAGAAGCUAUAUGAUACAGUUGCAUCCAUCCAUGAAGAGAUGUUUUACCUUCGCGAAAGGGAGGAAGAGAUGCAAAAUCUUAACAAAGCAACUAACAGCAAGAUGUUCACCUUCGGUUUUCUUUCAAUUGUGGUCUGCUUGUCCGUUGCUGGUAUGCAACUAUGGCAUUUGAAGACAUUCUUUGAGAGGAAGAAGCUCCUCUAAGUUCCUCCUCAAAUUUUUCUUUUUGUCUUAUUUUUUUAUCAUCUGUUGCCCGUUCCUUAUGUAUUCUAAUAUAUGAUUAGUUCAUCUUUCGUGUAUACUUUAUGAUAGUUAGAAAUUGCUACCGCAUCUUAAGUCAUUGAAAUGGUAGAUCUUAGAAAGAGUUCAUGGAACCGGCCUUGUGCAAAUGCAAGGUAAUACUGCCUACAAUAGAUCCAUAAUGAGAUUGACCCUUAUUUGGAACGAGACCCUUUGUAGCUCCAGCUACAUUUCUCUAGGUCCUUUGAUUUGUAAUUUGAAUAGUUAUCUUUCAAAUUCUGAGCACUGAUAUUAUGACUUAA